CCGUUGACGGCACAAGGGACGGACGGGGUUGGCGACGCACUAAAUGCAUGAGGCGGUCGGCCACAGGAAGGGGACUCUUUCGAUGCUGCGAUCGCCGUUAUAGCACAAUGGCAUCCCUCUCCUCUCCUCUCCGAGGACUACGAUCCGCCGUCAUGCGGAGUGCUGGCUUGGCGCACUGACGAAGCUUUCACGCGAAAGCAAAGCUGUGCAAAUUGCAACACCUCUUCUCUCUCCUUCUCUCCAUAUGCUGCCAAUUGCCGUUCUCUAUAAAUGAAAAAGCACACUCAACACCAUACCCCUCGCUCGCUGUAACCAUUGCUCUUUCUUUCUCUCUCUCUCUCUCUCUCUCUCUCGCUCCAACUGCGGAUAGAGAUGGUGAAGUUCUCGAAGGAGCUGGAGGCACAACUGAUCCCCGAGUGGAAAGACGCGUUUGUAAACUACUGGGCACUCAAGAAGAACGUGAAGAAGAUCAAACUGCUCCGGGAAUCGGCGGUUGUCAACGCCGCACGCGGGGAUGGGGGAGGAGUCUUCUCCCUCUUGAAUCCCUUACGUCGCGUCGGGCUGCAGAUCGCCGAUAAAUUGUUUCGGAAAGGCGAGAUGGAUGGAGACAUCAUUCAGGUAAGAGGAGGGGAUGAGGAGAAUUGGUACGAGACGGAUCUGGAGACCUUGUUCACGGAGGACGACGAAGUGAAGGAAUUCUUCGUACGCUUGGACGAGCAACUGAACAAGGUCAACCAAUUCUACAGAACCAAGGAGGCUGAGUUCCUGGAGAGAGGGGAGAUCCUCAACAAGCAGCUCCACAUCCUCCUCGAUCUCAAGCGCGUUCUCCAUGAACGCCACCGGAAGAUGUACUCAUCCAAGAGCGGCUGCGGGACGUCGCCGCCGGGUUCCAUGUCGCCGUCCCUUCGAGGCUCCGAAUUUACCGAGAGCGCGACGGAGGCAGACGACACGGGCGGGGAGUCGCCGAUGGUGGCGGUGGAGAGGGUGAUGGGCCCGGUGGGAAGGGGGAAGGUCAAGCCCGGCAGCAAGGGAGGGAAGGCCAACAAGGCGGUGGGGCCCGGGGGCAUGCGGAUCGACAUACCGGCGACCACGCCCACCAGGGCCCUCUCCGCCCUCACCCAGUCGCUGUGGGAGGACGUGGUCACCACGCCCAAGAAGGACGGCUCCGGCGAGGCACUCAACCGGAAAAAGGUCCAGUGCGCAGAGAAGAUGAUCCGCGGCGCCUACGUCGAGCUCUACAGGGGCCUCGGCCUCCUCAAGACCUACAGCUCUCUAAAUCUUGUGGCGUUCACGAAGAUACUCAAGAAAUUUGAUAAGGUUUCGAGUCGGCAAGCUUCUGCAACGUAUUUGAAAGCAGUGAAAAGAUCGCAUUUUUUGAGUUCAGACAAGAUUGUUAAGUUGGCGGACGAGGUGGAAUCCAUAUUCACCAGGCACUUUGCUAGCAAUGAUCGGAAAAGAGCAAUGAAGUUCUUGAGGCCCCAAAGCCAAAAGGACUCCCACAUGAUCACCUUUUUAGUAGGUCUGUUCACGGGCUGCUUCUUGACCCUCUUCACCGUCUAUGCUUUCCUGGCCCACCUCUCCGGCAUGUACUCCUCCUCCACCCAAUCUGAUUACAUGGAAACCGUCUACCCCGUCUUCAGCAUGUUCGCGCUGAUCAGCCUGCAUGUAUUCCUGUAUGGAUGCAACGUCUGCGCAUGGAGAAGCACCAGGAUCAACUACACCUUCAUCUUCGAGUUCUCCCCCACCACCGCCCUCAAGUACAGGGACGUCUUCCUCAUCUGCACCUCCAUCAUGACGCUGGUCAUCGGCGGAAUGGUGGCUCACCUCAUCCUCCGCACAAAUGGCUUCUCCCCACAGUAUGUCGAUGCCAUCCCUGGUGUCCUCCUCCUGAUCUUCACCGGCUUGCUUAUCUGCCCUCUCAACAUCUUUUACCGCUCCACCCGCUACUACUUCCUCCGUGUCAUGCGCAACAUCAUAUGCUCACCAUUCUACAAGGUGGUAAUGGUGGAUUUCUUUAUGGCGGAUCAGCUAACUAGUCAGGUGCCACUGCUAAGGCACAUGGAGUUCACAGCCUGCUAUUUCCUUGUGGGCGGCUUCAAAACUCAUCAUUCACAGACAUGCACCAACAGCAAGCUCUACAAGGAGCUGGCUUAUGUCAUUUCUUUCAUGCCUUACUACUGGCGUGCCAUGCAGUGUGCAAGAAGAUGGUUCGACGAAGGAGACCUGACCCACAUAGCAAACCUGGGCAAGUAUGUCUCAGCCAUGCUAGCGGCUGGAGCCAGACUGACAUUUGCAAUGCAGCCUACCCCUUUGUGGUUGGCCCUUGUUGUCAUCACCUCCACAGUGGCAACCAUCUACCAGCUCUACUGGGACUUUGUGAAGGACUGGGGGCUACUCAACCCAAGGUCCAAGAAUCCAUGGCUGAGGGAUGAUCUCAUUCUCAAGCGCAAGAGUGCUUACUAUGCUGCAAUUGGUAUAAACUUCGUGCUUAGGCUUGCUUGGGUGGAAGCAGUCAUGCACAUUAACGCCGGCAAGGUUGACCACAGAGUGGUGGAUUUUUUAUUAGCUUCACUUGAGGUGAUCCGCCGCGGACACUGGAAUUACUAUAGGUUAGAGAAUGAGCACUUGAAUAAUGUGGGCAAGUUCAGGGCAGUGAAGACAGUGCCGCUGCCAUUCCGCGAGAUGGAAGAAGAUGAUUAAGACUGCUGCAAGAAGAUUAUUAGACCUGCUGAUGCUUGAUUGAUGAUUAUGGGCUUGUGAUUCAAUUAGUGGGGCAGGACAAAGCCGAGCCAAAAGAUCCCAACUCAAUCAUGCGGUCGAUUCAUGUUCAUUGGAUCCAUCGUUCUUGUAGGGCCUUGCUGAACAAUGGUCCCUUCUGAAAGGGACCAUGGGCUUGUAUUCAUGACGCUAAGGAUCAAAUAGGUUGGUUUUGUAGAUAAUGGCAUUUGGAAUUUGAGCAUGAUUGGUUCCCGGGAUUUCCCAAAAGAUUGAACUAUCAUCCAUGCCUUCUAAUGGUUGGAAGCAGAGCAGUCCAAAUUCCACACUAGUAGUACUCAGCAAAUGGGGGGAAAAAAGAAAAGAAAAAAACAAUGAGUGCUUAUCUGAAAGGGGAAAACCCCUUGUCGAAAUGGCUUGAGCUGCAAAUCAAUUGAAAAGGCUAGUUUACUCUGUUUGCAGAAACAGAGAACCACAAAUUUUGGUUUGACCCAUCCAAAAGCUAAAUCAUUUUCCUGGGCAUUGAAGAGUAAACAGCUCUCUUUGCUACUGUCAUUGAAAGAGGACGUCAGAGAGGAAAAAAACAAAAUGCCAAAGGUGGGGUAACUGGUUGCUUUGUUUUAAUUUUGAUCUCGAAAGGUAGGUGGAGUACCGCUUUGCCAGCAUCAGAAUAGGCAUGUAAAUAAAAUUAAGUACGUUUCCAUGUAAGUUCCUCAGAAUUGCUCUU
This is a messenger RNA of Nymphaea colorata (pocket water lily), 3442 nucleotides long. Its product is annotated as phosphate transporter PHO1-like. Gene Ontology annotation, molecular function: inositol hexakisphosphate binding. The record is from RefSeq and is a predicted model, not a curated record. Gene Ontology annotation, cellular component: plasma membrane; Golgi apparatus; trans-Golgi network. The transcript is spliced from 14 exons. Bases 373 to 2700 code for a protein of 775 amino acids. NCBI's taxonomy places the organism in Eukaryota, Viridiplantae, Streptophyta, Magnoliopsida, Nymphaeales, Nymphaeaceae. Gene Ontology annotation, biological process: phosphate ion transport; cellular response to phosphate starvation.